AUGAAUGAUGUGAGGUUCGAUCCAGACGAUUAUCAGUUUAGACCUCGUACAACGGCGGCCUUAGAGCCAACCUUCCACGAAGUUCUUGACAGCCCUUCAAUCGAGAACAUGAGGGCGAUCCUGAAAACCUGGGAUGAUACUCAUAGAGCAGAGGGCUUUGACCCACUUCCUACAUUGACAAGUAUAGCAGAAAUUAUUGAGCAAGCAGUCGACGAUUUUCUAAAAUUAGACCCUGAUCCUUUGGACGAUCGGCACCCUGCUCGUACUCAUCCACAUGCUGAAUUUGGAAAUCUUCUGAAAUUGUUAUUCCGUAAUGACGACUUCAUGAACAAGCUCGUUAUCUCUUACCUUCUCGGUCGUGACAAAGCUGAGCUGAGUGCCGCAGCUGCGAGAUUACUACUCGACUGCGUUCCUGGUUUGGAUGCCGCAGUAGUUUUUGCGGAGCCAAGCGAUUUUGUGCCACAAUUGUAUAUCUGGGCAAAAGAUAGCUCGAAUGAGUCCUUACGAGCUUACUCUUUUGGGUUAUUAGCAUCUGCACUCGAGGUUCAAGGAAAUGCACACAAGUACCGACUUAACAACAUCGAUCUCUUACCGGUUGCUCUUCGAAGGCUUGGCGAGCUGAAGGCGCGCAUGUUUGAAGAACGCACCUUAGCUGAGCAACAAGGCACCUCAGCGAAGGAGGGAGAGCACUGCAAUGGCUCCAAGGAUGAAGAGCAUCGCAACGGCUCUCCCGGGCCAUUCUCAAACGUGAAUGGUUUGGAUAUGGAGGAAACAAGCUCUGAUGGUCAAGCUGGCGGAAGUUCCAGUAACGAAAAUACGAGAAUGAGUGGGAAAAGGACGGGAGAUGUUGCGGCGCUCACUGCUGCUAGACCCAAAGGUUUAGCUCCGUCUCUACGUGUACAAGCCCCGGCACCGCCUUCUAAGGUCAGUCCCGAUGGCUCUCCUCCACCGAAAAAGAAGAAGAAACUCGCGAAGAAUGAAAGAAAAACGCCUGUCGAAAUUGCAAAAGUCCCAUCAUUUGCAUCACUUCAUAAUUUUGAGAACAGUAACAGCACGUGGAAUGUGAUGCAGCCCUAUGUUAUAGGUACUCACAAGGUAUACCCGCUAUCUACCACGAUGUACCAGAGGCUUAUCUUGCAGUACCUCAUCCCUACAGGAGAGUACCAAGAUUUACUAAACCUUGCCAUCGAUGGACACGCGUUGGAUCUCAUUCUAGAAUAUGUUGAUUUAGAGAAAAUCAAUGAUAUCAGACUAACAUUUGAUGCUCUUAGGUAUCUAACUUCACUUCUGGUUCAUCGGAAGUUUGCUCUGGAAUUUAUCGCACGGGGUGGUGUAGCUGCCCUUGUACGAGUGCCACGAGCUUCCAUGGCAUCAGCAGCAUCCGUCACUGCAUUAUACUAUCUUUCGUACAAUGAGGAAGUCAUGGAAAAAGUGUGUCAGCUAAAUGACAAAGUGCUGGACGAUGUUGUAGAUUACGCUUUAUGGUGCUUGGAACAUAGUUACGAAAGUGGCAUGGGAAGUGCAGCCAUGUUUUUCACGCAUGGGUUCUUUUAUAAACCAAUUCUGGAACGAUUCGAUCAGAGGGAUGGGCUGAGAAGAUUGUACAACUAUAUAUCAACUCUGACAUUGUUGCAAGAAGCCAACAAAGACAAGGUUGAUCUUACGGAGGAACAGCACCUUACCAGCUCACAAGCGAUUAGGAACGCUUGUACCGCUUUCAAAAAUUAUCUAUCAUCUCAUCUUUUCUUGAAACUGGAGCAAAUUCGUCGAACAGUUGGCAACAGAAUACUUUUGGCUGGCUGCAACUACCCCUCUGGUCUGCAUAACAACCACCCAUCAUACAAGUCGAUGUAUUUGGACGACGAUUCAAUCAGAGAUGGUGUUUGGCUACUUACCACUGCUCUCCGAGCUUCCAGUUCUGGAUGGAAACCAGUCGAUGAUGCACGAAAACUGGGCUUGAUCAGGACACUGUUUGGGGUGAUGAUACUUACUCAUGAGCUCGGUCAUACUGGAAGGUUUGAGACUGCGUUGAAUGCCCUCAAGACGCUAUGGUUAUGCUCGUGCCUUCCUAAAGUGCAACUGGAAUUUUGUGAAUCCAUGCGUUUACCGAAUGGAAACGACUCCGAUGGAAUUCAGAUCUUAAUGGAAAUCAUAGGCAGUGUCAUUCUCAAUGAUUCGGACAUCAAGAUAGCCGCCCUCAACGUCUUGAUUAACUGCAUCUCAGUUCCAGAAGAAAUGUGCAAAUCGCGAAAUGAGAGCAGCGACAAGAAAGAGAAAGACAAGGACGGAAGACGCAGUAGAAGUGCGUUCAGCAAUCUACAGACGAAGGAGCAUUGCGAGAAAAUUUGGGCAGCCACUCGGAAGUAUAAUGGAAUCAAUAUACUCCUGACUGCUAUCCGUGUCAAUAGUCCCAUAGCCGACGCUGAUCAAACGCGUGCACUAGCAUGUCGUGCCUUGCGCGAAUUCUCCAAGUGGGAGCCCAUUCGACAGAUCCUCUCAAAGCUUCCAUUUAUCACAGGCAAUGAGUUGCAAGGACUUAUGCGACAACCUGUUAUGCUAGAGAAACGAUCUGAGCAUCUGAAAUUCUGUGAGGAAGCCAGAAAACUGAUUGAGACUGUCACCCAACGGCCAAUGAUGGAUCAGUUAGCGAACCCGAAGGAUCUCACUGAGGAUCGUCUCUGGAAAUCCCAUGUGAUAGCAAACACGCGAGUUUCUUACAAUGAAAAGGAACUCCUGCAGUUGAUCCACGAUCAUCUUGUGAGGAAAGGCCUUCAUGCAACUGCUUCACAGUUGGUAACAGAAGCCGAACUGCCCGAUGUGCCUGCCAGUAGAGCUCCGACUACACCUGCCAGAUUACCUCCCAUGCCUCGAAACCAUUCUUUGGCUAUCUCACAACUGCAACCUCGAUCGCUCACUCUUCCUGGGGCCUCCGGAUUAACCACCACUGCCACUAGUUCGGAAUCCUCUGUAACCGUCAACUCCAUCAGUAGACGUUAUGGUGGAAAUAGUACAUUUCAACGAGAUCAAACGUUUGCAGAACCUUCGCCUGGCCGCGUGCGAAAAAUAAAGUCUACCAAUCCAUUUCCGCAACGACUACAACUUCGAAGUGCUGCAACAUAUGGUAACCGGGUAGGAACUUUGGAAAGACCUGGAUUACGACCAUAUAGAGGUCUUGAUGACAUUGUAACCGAAUAUUUCAGAGUGCAACAUUCUAAAUGUUCCCAUCCAGUAACCACUUGUCCUCCGUUCUCACUCUUCUAUCCUCAUCGUUGUCCCGAACCACGUACAACGGGAUCUGUUCCUCUGAACAUAGUGAAUAGAUUCUCCACGAAAGAUACUUUGCCUUACAGUACGAGAGCCCUGGUACAUUCGAAAGACGAGAGCUAUGUGUUCAGUCGGUUUCGGCCAUCUCGAACCAUCAGCGAACAUGAUGAAAUGUACACUAGUUGUGCUUUCUCGAUCGACGACGAGCAUCUUAUCGUUGGAAUGUUCACUGGAGAUGUGCAUUGGAUAAACAUGGAGUCAGGUGCGGAGGAAUCGCAUACCCUGUGUCAUUCGAGUGGUAUAACUUCAAUAGUUCCUAGUCAGGAUGGCAACUUUCUGCUGACAUCUUCCGCAUAUAUCUCACCUCUGUCUGCAUUAUGGCGAUUAGGAGAUCAACAGGAGCAUGCAUUCGAUCUACCAGAGGAAUAUUUCGUUCAGUUUACAAAUUUAUCGAGUGAAAAAAUCAUUGGGACAUGCGAUGUCACUGGUUCUCUCUAUGACACCGAAACUGGCAGACUUUUGCGCAAAUUUCGCCGUGACUCUGUUCCUACUGGGUACACACACAAUCGUGCUUCAUUUUCCCCAUGUGAUACGAUGGUUCUUAACGACGGCGUUCUGUACGAUGUGCGAGGACCGGUUGUGCAUAUGUUCGAUCAGCUGAACACUACUGGUUGUAGUGUCUUUCAUCCACAAGGAAAUGAAAUCAUCAUAAACACUGAAGUGUGGGAUACGCGUACAUUCCGUUUGCUUCAUCUCGUUCCUGGUCUAGAGCAUUGCAAGCUCGUCUUCAACAGCUCAGGGAAUAUCGUUUAUGCUGCUAUGUACUCUGACUGUGCCGAUGUGUUCCGAAACACUUACUGUGCAUCGUUCCGAACAUUCGACACUUCCGAUUAUUCUGUGAUUGCUACUGUUGAUACCAAGCGGUUGCUUCUGGAUAUAGCCAGCGAUCAUUCGGAUAGAUACGUUGCUGUUGUUGAGCGAACUGGGGAAGGUGAAGUAGAGUAUAUGUUGAAUAAUGAGGAGACAGUAGUCAGGGCCUAUGAGGUCGGAAAACGUCGUGAUGCGGAGGACGAUGAUGUGGACGAGGUGGAAGAUGAAGAAGGUUCUGAAAGCGCACAAGAUACAGAUUCCAUGGGUGAAGCUCUUGAUGAUGCGGACGAAGAUGAAGACGAGAGCGAAGAUGAUGAUGACGAUGACGAUGAUGAAAAUGGUGUUUUUGAAGCUAUAGGAAGGCUUGAAGCAGGGACUGAUUCAGAGAGCUCUGAUAGUAGUAGUGAGAAUGGCUCCUGGGAGACUGCUUCAAAUCAAGACGAAAACCAUGAAAAUGGCGAGGAAGAUGGAGCUGAACGAGAAGAUGAGCACAUGAACUCAGCUGACCAUAGUGAGAAUGGAAGUGGUGACGAGGAACAGUUUCAAGUUUUCAUGCGAUCUCCCAGAGAGGAGCAUCCGACAAAAGAGAACGUUGAAGCAGCAUUGGGCAAAAAUGAAAGAAAAUUUACAUGCUAACUCAAUGUUUUCUCACGCAAUUUGUCAGCUAUUUUCCAUGGGUAAUGACACCCGCGUCUGAUAUAGGCCCUCCGGCCGUUUAUGUGUUAUCGAUGUUGUUACUGUUUUUGUUUUUGUUAGUUUCUUCCAGUGAACAAUGUACGGUACAAAAAAGUGAUUAUGUAUCAUUGUGAUGUUAUCGCGAGCUGUUGUUUGUGUAUUAUCACUUCAUCUGAAAUCUGCGCUUAGGUGGGUUUCUAUGCUCGCGAGCUGUUGUAGCAGUUAUAGCAAAACGACUAAAACC
This is a messenger RNA of Cylicocyclus nassatus, 5053 nucleotides long. NCBI's taxonomy places the organism in Eukaryota, Metazoa, Nematoda, Chromadorea, Rhabditida, Strongylidae. The record is from the annotation of a GenBank genome assembly.